This is a messenger RNA of Panonychus citri (citrus red mite), 2091 nucleotides long. It is a transcript of the gene ArgRS, whose product is annotated as arginine--tRNA ligase, cytoplasmic-like. The record is from RefSeq and is a predicted model, not a curated record. The transcript is spliced from 4 exons. Gene Ontology annotation, biological process: arginyl-tRNA aminoacylation. Bases 230 to 1999 code for a protein of 589 amino acids. Gene Ontology annotation, molecular function: arginine-tRNA ligase activity; ATP binding. Lineage: Eukaryota; Metazoa; Arthropoda; Arachnida; Trombidiformes; Tetranychidae. Gene Ontology annotation, cellular component: cytoplasm.
AUAAUCUGUUUUCUGUUUUUUUGUUUAAUUUUUUAUAAGAAUUAAAUUGUUAAAUUUAACUAAAUAAUUAAUAUUUAAAUUGUGUUUUAUCAUAAAAAUUGAAGUACUAAGUGUGGAGACCAAAUUGAAUACAAAUAAUCAGAAUACUUUUACCUUCCCCUAUUUUAGAGAUCCACCUGAAUUAUAUGAACAAUAUAUUAAAAUUUGUUUGAUUCACCGGUGUUUGAACAUGGAACCUCUUACAGUUAAACUUGAGACCAUUUAUAGUCAAGCGAUUGAGAAAAGUUUCCCUCAAUUGGCUGGAACUCGAGCUACAAUUAGGCCAAGUAUUCAUGCGGAUUAUCAAUGUAACUCUGCCAUGGCUUUAAUUAAAAAGGUUAAAGAAUUAAAUAUUGAAGGUAAACUUGAUCCUAAAUCAUUGGCGGAAAAACUGGCUGCCAAUGUACCUGAUAAUGAUUUGAUUGCCACUCAAACUGUCGACAAAGGAUUUAUAAAUAUUUCUCUUCAAGAUGGUUAUGUUGGAAAAAAGGUUUUAUCUAUAUUGAAAGAUGGUAUUGUCAUUGUACCGGAGAAAAAGCAAAAGGUAAUAAUUGACUAUUCAGCUCCGAAUAUUGCCAAAGAGAUGCAUGUUGGCCAUCUUAGAUCAACUAUUAUCGGUGAUAGUAUUGCCAAUAUUCUGGAGUUCUUGGGACAUGAAGUUCAUCGUAUCAAUCAUAUUGGUGAUUGGGGAACUGCUUUUGGUAUGUUAUUGGCUUACAUGGAGGAAAAGUUUCCCGAUUAUGUUGAAAGUCCACCAGCAAUCGGAGAUUUACAGAAAUUUUAUCAAGAGGCAAAAAAACGUUUCGAUGAAGAUCCAGAUUUCAAUAAAAAAUCCAAAGAUUGUGUUGUUAAACUUCAAUCCAAAGAACCAGCUAUUUACAGAGCUUGGGAAUUAAUUUGUGAAAUUUCACGAAAAGAAUUUCAACAAAUUUAUGAUGUUCUCGAUAUUCAUGGACUAAUUGAACGCGGUGAAUCUUUCUAUCAAGAUAAAAUGAGUGAUAUGGUUGAAGAUUUAAAGAAACGUGAAUUAAUUGUUCAAGACGAUGGACGUUGGAUGUUUUUCAUCAAUGGUAAAACCAAAGAGGUUCCAUUGACUGUAAUUAAAUCUGACGGUGGAUUCACAUAUGAUACAUCAGAUGUUGCCUGUCUCAGGUAUCGAGUGGCCACUGAGAAAGCAGAUCGAAUCAUUUAUGUAACCGAUGCCGGGCAAGAAAGUCACUUUAGAAGCAUUUUCGCCGCCGCCCAACAAGCGGGUUAUUAUGAUCCAGAAAAGGUUCUCGUUCAACAUGUCGUCUUUGGCCUUGUCUUGGGCGAGAAAGGAACCAAAUUCAAGACUCGAUCUGGUGACAGUGUCCGACUCAAAGAAUUGCUGGACGAAGGAAUCGUUCGAGCAGAACAAAAAUUAAAGGAAAAGGAAAGAGACAAAAUUUUAUCACCCGAGGAAUUGGAAGUUGCCAAAAAAGCGAUUGCCUAUGGUUGCAUUAAAUAUUCUGAUUUAGCUCAGGAUCGAAUUAAAAAUUAUGAAUUUAGUUUCGAUCGAAUGUUAGACGAUCGUGGUAAUACUGCUGUUUAUCUUCUCUACUGUUUGGCUCGAAUUCGUUCCAUUAUUCGAAAAACGGGCAUCACCAAAUCAGCUAAAGAACUUGCAGAUGAAACAAAAGAAUUAGUUCUAACCCAUCCUCGUGAACUUCGAUUAGCCAAAUUUAUCCUCAAAUUUCCCGACAUUAUCAUGACCGUUUCUGAAACUCUUUCUCCUCAUACUCUUUGUACCUUCCUCUUUGAACUAUCAGUUGUUUUCUCUGAAUUCUAUGAACAAUGUUACGUAAUCGAGAAAAUUCCCGGUGGUGAUUCAGAACAAUUUAAAGUUAACAUGGAGCGAGUUCUUCUUUGCGAAGCAACAUCUUAUAUUCUCAGUUUGGGACUCAAGCUUCUUGGAAUCAAACUUGUCGAGAAACUUUAACAUUAUUAUUAUCACAAAACCAAAGUUAAUAAUAAUAAUCUCUCAACAAUCAAGAAUGAGAAUAAAAAGAAAAACCUAAUUUAAAAGUUAAA